Molecule: messenger RNA, 1115 nt
Organism: Otolemur garnettii (small-eared galago)
Lineage: Eukaryota; Metazoa; Chordata; Mammalia; Primates; Galagidae
Gene: STX10
Product: syntaxin 10
Exons: 8
Coding region: 159-908 (249 amino acids)
Biological process (GO): intracellular protein transport; Golgi vesicle transport
Cellular component (GO): membrane
Molecular function (GO): SNAP receptor activity
Source: RefSeq, a predicted model, not a curated record
GCCUCUCUUUCUCUCCUGGAGGCUCGCUCUCAAUGGUGGUGUGACGGGGGCGGGGGUGGCGGCGCGUCCUCCUAAACUGGUAGACCACCGACCAGCAAACCCUAGCCAGAAGGGCAUUCGGUCCGGGGGACUGGUGGGGGUUGGGAGAGGGAUUUGACAUGUCUCUCGAAGACCCUUUUUUUGUAGUCCGAGGCGAGGUGCAAAAGGCGGUGAACACGGCCCGCGGUCUAUACCAGCGCUGGUGCGAGCUCCUACAGGAGAGCGCGGCUGUGGGACGCGAGGAACUAGACUGGACGACCAAUGAGCUGCGGAAUGGCCUGCGCAGCAUUGAGUGGGACCUCGAGGAUCUGGAAGAGACCAUCGGGAUAGUGGAAUCCAAUCCAGGCAAGUUUAAGCUCCCAGCUGGAGACCUGCAGGAGAGAAAGGAGUUUGUGGAGAGGAUGCGGGAGACGGUCCAGGAAAUGAAGGACCGUAUGGUCAGCCCAACAGCCAUAGCCUUCAUGGAGAGGAAUAACAGAGAGAUGCUGGCAGCUAAGCCAGCUGCCCAGAAGUCACCCAGUGACCUGCUAGAUGCCAGCGCAGUCUCAGCCACCUCUCGCUACAUUGAGGAACAGCAGGCCAUGCAGCAGCUAAUCAUAGACCAACAGGAUCAACAGCUGGAAAUGGUGUCUGGAAGCAUCCGGGUUCUGAAACACAUGUCUGGCCGUGUUGGGGAGGAAUUGGACGAGCAGGGCAUCAUGCUCGAUGCCUUUGCUCAUGAGAUGGACAACACUCAAUCCCAGAUGGAUGGGGUCCUCAGGAAGAUGGCCAAAGUUUCUCACAUGACAAGUGACCGGCGACAAUGGUGUGCCAUCGUGGUGCUACUUGGGGUUCUUCUCGUGGUUUUAAUCCUACUCUUCUCUCUCUGACCCCAGCCCACCCUGAGGGACUGGUCCCUCAUGCCAGGGUAGCUGUCACACUUUCAAGCUGGCCCUGCCUCCUGGGAGGAGAUGAUCCCCCCUAGGGGCCAACCCUCUCAUUCAGAGCUAGUGAGACCUUCAGGGCCUUGGGCUAAAAGCCCUGCCCCAGUCCUAUCUCAAGUGCGCUUAGGGGGUGGAAGAGGUAGGGAGACCUCA